AUGGACUUCUGGUCGCGUCUGCUAGCUCACACACCGUUAAACUCGGAAGCCAACCGUAAGGACGCCGCAAAGGAUCCCGUCCGCCGGUUACGCCGCUUCGAAAAGGAAUAUAGUCAGCUUCUUCAAACAUGGCGAAACGCGUCGAGCCUUGCCCCGGACAGCGAGGACGCCGAGAUCAUCGAGGUCCGGCUGCAAGAACUGACCAACAUCCUCAGCGAUGAGUCCCGCCGACCACUGCCCCAUCCUUGCAUCGCCUUCUCCGCCACGAAGCAGCUCUACAUCCCCGUUGCCAAGAUCGCGACCAGCUCCUACAAUGAGUGGAUCAUCAGGGAAGGCGUGCUUUUCUUCGCUACGUUGAUCGAGAGCGAGGAAGAGGCAUUUGUCGAGAGCGAUGCCUUCGCCUCCAGCCUGACCAACCUCCUCGUCCGAAUCACCGGCGCCAACAGCAUCCGCCUGGGCGCAGACACAGAAGCUAGGGUGGUAGAGCUGGCUUUCAAUAUCACUACCAAGAUUAGGCUCGAGCCGGAGAUCCUGCCAGCCUGGUUCAAGUCACAGCGCAACCAGCCACAAGAAGAAAGGAACUUAGACAAGCAUGGCCAGUUUGAGGGUAGGACCCAAAAGCAGGACUUUCCGCUUUUCUAUCUCUUGAUGGACUACAUCCACCACGAGGGCAAGGUGGGCGACUUCGCACGGACGGGGCUGCUCUACAUCAUCGAAGCUGCCUCGAACUCUGUGAAUCUGGAACAAUGGAUCGUUGAAAGCGAUCUGUCGACUCUCAUGGCUACCGGUUUGGGUGCGCUAUACAGCCAGCUCAGCAGGAAGCUUGUUAUCGACCAUCCACCGCAGGAUCUACCCCCUAUUCUAGCCUUUUCGGACUAUCAGCAUCCAGUCUCCACAUAUGAGAUUGUAUCUUCAUGCUCACCCGACUUCCAGGCACACCUCGAAACAUUCCUUUCUCAUCUGCUCUUCUGGCAGGAUGUGUUGAAUCAUUGCAGGUCCGUGGACGUAAAGUCAACGCUCCUGGAACACUUCCAGGUCAUCUUCCUGCAACAAUUACUGUAUGCCACCCAACCUGCUGAGGUUUCAAUGCGUAUCUAA
Phaeoacremonium minimum UCRPA7 is the source of this 1098-nucleotide messenger RNA. RefSeq names its product putative dna polymerase epsilon subunit c protein. NCBI's taxonomy places the organism in Eukaryota, Fungi, Ascomycota, Sordariomycetes, Togniniales, Togniniaceae. The coding region runs from base 1 to 1098 and encodes 365 amino acids. The record is from RefSeq and is a predicted model, not a curated record. The transcript has 3 exons.